AUGGUCCGAACCGUACGUGAGCCCAAUUCUACGACACCGCAUCUGUUGCGAGUAUCAACAUCAUCCGCCACCAGCUCAAGAGGGUCUUCAGGUGGUAGUCCCUCCCAGCCUGUUUUCGUCAAGAGCAAAACAGCUUGCCUCGCUUCGUCACCUAAAAGAAAUGGAUCAACAGCGAAGAAGAGAGCUGUGCUAGGCGAAAGAGAAGAGAACAUCGUGUCACCGUCUCAACCCAGUCCAAUGAAGUCAAAGUCAAAGCCUAAAUCUAAAUCCUCACUAACACCCCGACCCACCGACGAUUUCUCUCUCUCAGCACUAUCUCGAUUCGUCGCCCAGUCACCCACAAAUAGGCUGCCGACACCUUAUCGACAUGAUAUCACAUCUUCGUCGCCUAUCGGUCAAUCUCCCAAUCCCACUUUCAUUUCGCGACCCGGAUCUACACCAUAUGGACCCCGUCGAUCUGUACCUAUGCAGAUCAACAACAACGACGAUACGUUGCUGCUGAAUAUGCGACCACCAGAGAUGAAUUUUUCUUCUCCUGGAUCCGGUCUGACGGAUGAUAGUGAUGUGGAAGAUGUCAGAGGUGGUAUUUACGAAUUAGGAGGCCUGGUGACUCCUGCAAACAGUCAGGAAAUCUCAGUUGAUUCACCAAGUAAAUCUCAACCCAUCAGACAUCCAGUAGCUGCAGCCAGCAUCGCUCGCAAAUCCAUAUCUCGCCUGCCUACCCCUCCAUCAUCUCAAUCUGGAUCAUAUCCUAGCGCUCUUCCACCAACCCCGCAAGCAGGACCUUCUCGAAUAUCUUGUAUUCGAGCUAGACCAUCACCCACUCCUCCCCGACGAAUUGGCGCCGGACUAUCAGAAGUACUGGGUUUAGGGCAUAUAACGACUGAAUGGGACACUCCGCUUAGAUUGGGAGAAGAUGUCUCACCGAACCCCAGGAGAAAGAAAUCACCUAGGCUUUCUCAACCCGGUCAGACUCCCACUCGGGGCCAACCGGUACCAGUACAGUCAGGCGGAGUAGAAGUUGUCAGGCCAAUUCGAGAGAGGAGUAAUACUUCUUGUGCAUCCACAUCCAAGUCAACCACUCCAGCAACCUUGAGACCGAAAAGUAAAGGGAUAGUCAAAUCUAGGAUUCCAAAUCUGUCACCAUCCCAAUCUCAGUCCCAAACGUCUCGUAGAUCAAGUGGAGGAAAUAGAAAAUCAAGUGGAGGAUCGGCAAAAUCUACCACAACCCCUGCUGCUUCUCGUUCAACGAUUACAAAGAAGGUACCGUCAACUGCCCCAGUCGGACGAAGGAAACCUACUUCGCCCAAAACGCGCACCACGCCCACUUCUCAAAAUGAUAGACGAGCGUCCGUUCCAGCCAAUAGCAAUACGAUAACUCCUAAACCCCGAGGCAGGCGAUCUGUAGCUCAGACACCGAAGGAUGUAGCAUUGAGCGGUAGGAGGAUAGGAACCUUAUCUAGACCCAUCCAUGGCAGUCCAGGUGAUGAUCCGUUAUUACUCAAGGGUGAAGAAGGUGAUGAUUAUGAUAUUGGACAUAAUAUAAGGAAUGGAAAUGGAUUAUCAUUAUCUCUCAACAAUGGGAAUAAAAAUGAUAGACAGAUACCUGUAUCAUCACCGUUCACUUUCCGCCAGAAUGAAGAUCUUACGUUACUUCCUAUGGACUCACCGGGCGAGGGGUAUCUAGAUUUCGGAACUGGCCCUGCUUGGUCUGAUGAUGGCUCGGAUGCGGAGAUGGGAGGUAUAGGUGAAGAUACGUUUAUACAUAUGAAAUCAAAGAAAGAUGCUUCUGGAAAAUUGUUAGGUUCUUUAGGAAGAUUAGGUGAAUCUAUUUUGGAGGAGGAAGAGGAGGUUGAUAAGACUAUUGAAAGUUACAGCAGAGAUGGGAGGUCUUAUACCCCGAUUCUACCGCCAAGGGAUAAGGAACAACAUCAAUCAGUAGAAGAAUCUAUCUCAUCAGCUGUCAUUAGAUCAAGAUCAAGUCCUGCGCAGCAAGCAGCAGACAGCAACGAGGAGAGUAACAUGAUCGAGGAAGCGGGCGAUGUGACUCAAGAGAUGGAUGAUGAUAAUUGGGAGAUAUCAGCGGAGCAGAUCGAACCUACCGACAACAAUGAUGAUACUAUCACUAUUCAACCUCAGUUUCCCCAUGACAGAUCCUCGUCACCUGUCGCCGAUGCUGCUGAAGAUUUAGGGGAUAUAACGCAAGAGAUGGAAGGUGGUGAUUGGGAUAACACAGAAGAGGAUAUCGAAUUCGCCCGAGAUACUGAAGAUAAAUCCUCUUCUCAUACGCCUCAUGCGGAGACUGCUAUAGUCGAUGAUAAUCAUGAUAUGGAUCAGCAAUCGGAGAAAGAUUUUGGUCAUAUCGAAGAGCACGCCUUACGAAAAGAGCAGGAUCAAAAUCUAAAUCAAGUCGUUCAAUCUACCUUGCAUGAUGAACCUUCUUCUGCUGAUGAGGGAGAGGAAGAAGAAGGAAACAAAAUCGAAGAUGGAUGUGGUGAAACUUGGGAGAUAUCAGAAAACGACAUUACUCUUCCCACGCUCACAACCGAACAAUCCUUCACUCCAAAUGUACUAGAUGUCGCUCCUGUCCAUGAAGAGUUGGGAAAUGUCGAAGAUCCUCAUCAACAACCGGGUAUCUCGAAUGAACUUCUGGACAACAACAUACCAUCUCGGACUUCUUCAUCUGAUCAUGUUCCUUCGCUAGGUGAAAGUGAGGAAUUCGGGGAUGUUACUCAAGAUAUGGAUUCGCUGGAUUGGGAAGUUUCAGAGGAGGGUAUACAAGCUUCUCAACUUGAUAAUCAGGAACGAGCUCGCUCUCGAUCGGUGUCACCUCUGUUUAAGAGGCGGGUACAAGAAGGAACCAGUGAGAUUACCCAAAGAGAACUGACUAUCGAGACGCCCGUGGCUCAUCGAGAAGAGGAAGUAGAUCAAGAGGAAGAAUUUCUUGAGGCAGAUGCGCGAGCGCAUCAGCUCAUCGAGCCAUUAGAGGAGGAGAUGACAUUGAACCUGGACGCAAUAAAGGAGAUUGAGCAAGACGUUCAAGGUAAGUUAAGAAGUCAGGCCAAGCGGAGUGCUAUUACCGCUGAUCCAAUCUACCUUGUAGAUGCAGUGUCUGUCGCUUCCGCGAACGAAGAAGGAAACGUGAAAAAUCGUCGGGAGUCGGAACCUAUUGACACGGAAAUAUCCAGGUCGAACGAUAGACUCCAAUCACCCUUGAUUCCUGCCAUACAGAUCCCUACCGAAGUGACUCAACCUGUGGGAAACAUCAAAAUACUUCAAACGUCUACACCGUCCCCUUCUCCUGCUCCUGUACUCAGAUCAACUACACCUGUUCAUUCACCUCCUCCGACAACGAAUUACGAACCACCCUCUCUACGAUCACCUCCACCUCCCAGAUCACCUUUCGUGCUCAUUCACCAUCGAGGUGAUCUAACUUUCACACCCCGACCUGAAUUCUCCUACUCCAACUAUCGAUCACCAUCACCCUUACCUCCUCCCACACCUGUAUUCUCAGCUCAGGAAAGAGGUCAUGCGAUCUUGGAAGAGGCUGAUAGAGCUUUGAGCAGGUUAUCGAAAUUGAGGAGUCUGUCACCUUUUCCUGCAAUCACCAAACAAGAGGACCCGGGUGUCUCUCAUAACCCAGAAACGAUAGAGAAUGCUCGAGCUGAUGCAUCUGCAGAAGUCCUUCACCGAGACAUGUCCGUGCCAGCGCAGACAGUCUCACAAGAUGGCGACGGUAAUUCUCAUAACGUUGCUGAUGAUGUCGCUGCUCCUAACGCGACACGUGGCGAAUUCCAAGAUAGCUUACAAGAAGAAGAGGAGGAGGAAGAAGAUCAGGCAGCAGGAGAUGUCACAGCGGAAGCGGAUAAUUCCGCAUGGAAUCUUUCGGCUGAAGAAUAUGAAGUUCCUCUGAGGGAUAGGUCUGAUGGAGAAUCAGAGGAGGAGAACCGGGAGAAGGAAGAAGAACGAGCGGAGGAGACGGAAGACGAAGAUAAUUCAUUGGCGCAGGAGAAUGCUCAACAGUCCGAAGAAGCUUCACCUGAACCUGUCGAGGUACCGGAAAGGAUCGUCCUUCGUUUAGUGGAACGUGGAAUGAUCAAGUUAGAAGCUGAAUCCGACUCCGAAGAUGUGGUACAAGAUGUACCAUUCGAGUCUGAUAUCCCUCCUGUUGUAAGGCAGAGUUCAUCUUCUGCCUCACGUGAACGACCAUGUACACCGUCACGAGGACCGAGUGAGAUCAGGGCUAGAUCAACCACCCGGUCACCUAUUGCUGGACCUUCAACUCCAUCAGUCUAUCCUGCUCUAUCGACAACUCAACUCAACGUUGAUUUCACCACUCCCAAGACCGCUCCUCCACCUUCGGUCCUCCAAUCUGCCAACUCGACCACUCAAGUUGAGGGCGUCACUUCGCUCGAACGUACGCUCUUGCAUCGUGUCGGCACAUCAAAGCUCUCUCAACAGAUUGUACCUUCCUCGCGAACGACAGAAGAAGCAUCAUCUCCCGUUCUUCAGCAACAGUCUUCCCCCCCGAAUCUGGUGAACCGAGAAGAAGGUGAAGAAUCUGUAGUGAUCCGUAAACCCCGUCGAUCAUUGCAUGACGAGCUUGCUGCUGUUUCUGCCUCCGUAGCGGACGAUGAUCAUUUCGAUGGAGAAGGAGAUGAUUCGUUCAAAUCGGUAGUAGAAGUGUCUAGCUUGGAUCCGAAAGCGGCUGCUAGAGCUGCAGCGAUAUUGAAACUUAACCACGCAUAUAUCGAACAUGGUAUCUUACCGAGAUCUGAAGAAAAGGAUCUUGCGAUUUCCACCAAAUCAACCUCACAUAGCGAACGAGAAAAGAGGGAUUUACUGCAUGAAGCUGAAUUAGAAAUUGUUGAAUCUCAUCGAAGAUCCCGAUCCCGAUCUAGAUCGAUGAGCAUGAUGAGGCCUGAAAGGGAGAUGUCAAUUAUGAGCUUUAUGACUGAAGAUUAUCCUGUGCCAGGAGCAUUCGUCAAGACGCCUAGACCCGAUUCUAGAAAGGUAAUUUCGCCAAUGAAGAGGAAAAGAGAUCUUGUAUCUGUUCAUGAAACGAUUGAGAAUGAGGAUGAUACUCAAAAAAAGGAAGAAAGAUGGGGAGUGAAAGAGUGGAAGAGAUUGGAGAAGGUGUACAGGGCAGAGAAGGAGACAUGGAUAAAAGAAAGAGAAAUCAAGAAACUCCCCGUCACUGAAUCUCCGACAGCUUCGCCGAUACCUUCUAUACCUGGUGGACUCGUGGCUUGGGCUAGGAGAAGUACGUUUGGUACGCCCAAGGAAGUACACGUAAAGAAAUGGGAUAUUGAAAGUGUCGUGGACAACUUUUUGGACGAGGAAAAGAAAGAUGGAAGAAAUUGGGACAGAGAGAUGCUGGUAUUGAGAGUACAAGCUAUCCAAAGGAGAAUAUCGAAACUUGCCUCUUCGACUGCAUCCACAUCUACUUCCAUAGAUCUGCAAACUCCGGCUCUCAAGAGAAUCCGACCAAAUGUCCCUACUUUGCCUCAAACUCCGAUGAUGACCAAAUCAACGAAAGACGCUGUCGAACCGCCCUCAACCAUUAAGAGGAUGUUAGGUUUUGUUUGGGGUAAAUCGAAAGCUCAGAAUUCAUCGGUCCGAACAUCCAAUGAAUCGAAAAUCUCUUCUUCCGCUUUAAAUACAACGUCUUCGAUUAAUAAGGGUAAAGAGACAGAAAAGGAUGUAUUGCCCACUACUCAAAUGAGGGAGAUUAGACCUGCCCAUCCAACUUCAUCCAGGUGGACACCUGUUGCUCCUCCGCCUCCACCACCUAGGUUGACUACUGCUUCAACGUCAAAGACUGCUUCCACCAAUUUCUCUAAAAAUACUCCAGCUUUCUCUAAACCAAUGUCGAUACCGUCAUCUUCUUUGAAAUACGUAUCAACCACAUCAUCCAGUAUAACCCAUUCUACGUCCCUCCCAUCUUUAUCUAUAACCUCAUCAUCAUCAUCAUCUUUGUCAGGCAGCACAAGGCUUUACCCGCCAUUGAACCCACCGAUAUCUCAGCGAUCCGAUGCUAUCGCCAGGUUAUUCCCUGAUCACACUUCUACCUCGGGAAAGAUGACUGCGUCCAUCUCUGAGAAGAACCUGAAAGAGUUGGGUCAGAUACAGAAGAAACGAAGUGGCAGUGUCAAGAGUCUGGUGGACAGCUGGGAAGGUAAGGGGAUUAUGGGUCCGUCCAUAAAGGGAAAGGAGAAGGAGAAGUAA
Molecule: messenger RNA, 6228 nt
Organism: Kwoniella mangroviensis CBS 8507
Lineage: Eukaryota; Fungi; Basidiomycota; Tremellomycetes; Tremellales; Cryptococcaceae
Exons: 4
Coding region: 1-6228 (2075 amino acids)
Source: RefSeq, a predicted model, not a curated record